Messenger RNA from Abrus precatorius (Indian licorice), 1646 nucleotides. RefSeq names its product transcription factor ICE1-like. NCBI's taxonomy places the organism in Eukaryota, Viridiplantae, Streptophyta, Magnoliopsida, Fabales, Fabaceae. Gene Ontology annotation, biological process: regulation of DNA-templated transcription. Gene Ontology annotation, cellular component: nucleus. The coding region runs from base 148 to 1494 and encodes 448 amino acids. The transcript has 5 exons. Gene Ontology annotation, molecular function: sequence-specific DNA binding; DNA-binding transcription factor activity; protein dimerization activity. The record is from RefSeq and is a predicted model, not a curated record.
CCUCUCCAUUCAUUUUUUGGACACAGUAAACUUAACGUUCCAAACUCUGAAUUUCCCUUUUCUCUGCAUCUUUCUUGGCCCAAAUGAGGUUCUGAAUCUGACCCCAAAACCAAACAAAAAGCUCCUCGCUUUUCCCCCUUUUCUCUCAUGGAGAGAUACACGCUACCCUUACCCCUUCCUUCACUUCCAUGGAUGGAACCUCAACUUGAAGAAGAAGAGGAAGAAGAAGAAGCAGCGUCGUGGACCGCACCCUACUCCGAACCUAAUCACGACCAACACCACAUUGCCAUUUCCAUGCCUGCCCCUCUCACUUCCUUUAAAUCCAUGCUUCAACAGCCCCAACCUCCACCCGAACCUCAACCUCACUGCUACUUCAACUCUUCCAUUAGCAACCCCUUUGUUCCUAACCCAACAACAACAACCACACCAACCGAUAACUUCCUCAUGCACCCUCACAGCAUCAACAUCGACUCUUUCCCUCUCGACCCCUCUCCCUCCCUCCCUUUCUUCAACACCAACACUUUUGACUCCGGCUUCGAUUUGGGCCUCGAAGCUGGCUUUUUACCCGGGAACCACUCCUCCAAUUCCCCUCUCUUCAUGGGCUUUUCUCCGGCCCAUACGGGCUCCGAGUUCGGAGAACUCGGAGCCCUCAUUCCGAGCAGAGCCAAGGCUCUCAAGCCCUUGGAGGCGCCGCAACCGACGCUGUUCCAGAAGCGGCGAGGUUCGGUGGAGAUUCCGGGCUUGGAGACUGUGAGGAGGAAGGGGAGGGAAUGGGAAGAAGGGGAAGGCGAAGAAGGUAAUAGCAUUGACGUUGAUGCUUAUGAUUCUGAUGACCAAAUUGAGAAUGGGAAUGGUUUGAAUCCGAGUGACACUGUCACUGUUACUGGUGGAGAUCACAAGGGGAAGAAGAAGGGCCUACCCGCCAAAAAUCUCAUGGCUGAGAGGCGCCGUAGGAAGAAGCUCAAUGAUAGGUUGUACAUGCUUAGGUCUGUUGUGCCCAAGAUUAGCAAGAUGGAUAGGGCCUCGAUACUUGGGGAUGCAAUUGACUACUUGAAGGAGCUAUUGCAGCGGAUUAAUGAUCUUCAUAAUGAGCUAGAGUCGACUCCACCUGGCUCAUUGCUGCCAGCUUCUUCAAGCUUUCACCCUUUGACACCCACUCCACCAACCCUUCCUUGCCGGGUCAAGGAGGAACUAUAUCCUGGCUCCCUGCCAAGUCCUAAAAACCAAGCUGCCAAGGUGGAAGUUAGAGUAAGGGAAGGGAGAGCUGUCAACAUUCAUAUGUUUUGUACCCGCCGACCAGGUCUUUUGCUUUCUACCAUGAGGGCUCUGGAUAACCUUGGAUUGGAUGUUCAGCAGGCUGUCAUUAGUUGUUUCAAUGGCUUUGCUUUAGAUGUGUUCAGAGCUGAGCAAUGCAGAGAAGGCCAGGAUGUCCUCCCUGAGCAAAUUAAAGCUGUGCUCUUGGAUUCAGCAGGAUUCCAUGCUUGCAGUUUGUAAAUGCAUUGCUUCUUGUUCCCCUUUGUAAAGGCCUUCCUGUUUAGGCCCAGAUCAGAAAAUAGGUUAGCUAAUCUGUAGGUUGAGGAGUUAGCUUUGAUAUUUUUCUCAAUCGUGCGCCUUUGACAAAACUGAACUUAUGUUGUUAACUUUAU